UGUUCUCCAGCACCACUGGUUCCCAUAGACGGCGAGAGUGGAGCAACACUGGCUAGAAACAUCACGCAACCAACCACAACACACUUCCAGAGCCGCUAAAGAAAGAAAAAUAAAUCAAAAACAAGGCCCGUCUAGCCUAAGCAGUCAUGUCGGCCAAAGCCAUCUCCGAGCAGACGGGAAAGGAGUUCCUCUACAAGUACAUCUGCACAUCGGCAACUGUCCAGAACAGAUUCCGCUAUGCCAACGUGACAGCUGAGACCGACUUUGACCGACUGGCGCAAGAGCACCCGUGGCUGCUCACAGAUAGGCUGGUGGUGAAGCCAGACCAGCUAAUCAAGAGGCGAGGGAAGCUGGGCCUGGUCGGUGUCAACCUGGACCUGAGCGGCGUCAGGGAGUGGCUGAAGUCCCGCCUCAUGAAAGAGACGACAGUGGGAAAAGCUAAGGGUGUUCUCAAGAACUUCCUCAUCGAGCCAUUUGUCCCCCAUAAACAGGAGGAGGAGUUCUAUGUGUGCAUCUACGCCACCCGGGAGGGCGACUAUGUGCUGUUUCACCAUGAGGGAGGGGUAGAUGUGGGAGAUGUGGAUGCCAAGGCAAAAAAGCUGCUAAUUGGGGUGGAUGAAAAGAUCAGUGAAGAUUCUGUGAAGAAAGAGCUGCUGACCCACGUCCCCAACGACAAGAAAGCGCUCCUGGCUAGCUUCAUUGUUGGGCUCUUCAACCUGUAUGAGGACCUGUUCUUCACAUACCUGGAGAUCAAUCCAGUGGUGGUCACAAAAGAUGGAGUUUACGUGCUGGACAUGGCAGCCAAGAUUGAUGCCACAGCUGACUAUAUCUGCAAGGCCAAGUGGGGCGAUGUGGAGUUCCCUCCACCCUUCGGCAGGGAGGCCUAUCCUGAGGAGGCCUACAUUGCCGACCUUGAUGCCAAGAGUGGUGCCAGUCUCAAACUGACCCUGCUCAACCCUAGAGGCAGGAUCUGGACCAUGGUAGCGGGAGGAGGUGCCUCAGUGGUGUACAGUGACACUAUCUGUGACCUGGGUGGUGUCAACGAGCUGGCCAAUUAUGGGGAGUAUUCAGGAGCACCAAGCGAACAGCAGACCUAUGACUAUGCCAAGACUAUCCUGUCUCUGAUGUGCAGAGAAAAGCACCCUGAUGGAAAGGUUUUGAUCAUUGGGGGAAGCAUUGCAAACUUCACAAAUGUUGCAGCAACAUUUAAGGGGAUUGUUCGAGCUAUCAGAGACUAUCAGGGGCCACUAAAGGAGCAUGAAGUCACUAUUUUUGUCCGCCGUGGAGGCCCCAACUACCAGGAAGGUCUCAGAGUGAUGGGAGAAGUUGGCAAGACCACUGGAAUCCCCAUCCAUGUCUUUGGCACAGAAACUCACAUGACUGCCAUUGUUGGCAUGGCACUGGGCCACCGGCCAAUCCCCAACCAGCCUCCUGUUGCAGCCCACACUGCCAAUUUCCUCCUCAACUCCAGCGGCAGCACAUCGACCCCAGCAUCCAGCAGAACUGCUUCUUUCUCUGAAAACAGAGCCAGAGUUGAUAGCUCACCAGCCAAGAAGGCCAAAACUGGAGCUCCUAUUGCCAAGGCAACUACCCUCUUCAGCAAACACACCAAGUCCAUAGUGUGGGGUAUGCAGACUCGGGCAGUACAGGGUAUGCUGGACUUUGACUAUGUCUGCUCCAGAGAUGAGCCAUCUGUCGCAGCCAUGGUCUACCCAUUCACUGGAGACCACAAACAGAAGUACUAUUGGGGCCAUAAAGAGAUCCUCAUCCCUGUGUAUAAGAACAUGAGUGACGCCAUGAAGAAGCAUCCAGAUGUGGAUGUGCUUAUCAACUUUGCCUCUUUGCGUUCAGCCUUUGAUAGCACUAUGGAGACCAUGCAGUACCAACAGAUUCACACCAUUGCCAUCAUCGCUGAGGGAAUCCCUGAAGCCCAUACCAGGAAGAUCAUCAAGGCCGCAGAUGAGAAGGGUGUUACAAUCAUUGGACCAGCAACCGUUGGAGGAAUCAAACCAGGCUGUUUCAAGAUCGGAAACACAGGAGGCAUGCUGGAUAACAUCCUCGCCUCCAAGCUCUAUCGUCCAGGCAGUGUGGCCUACGUGUCCCGCUCAGGCGGCAUGUCCAAUGAGCUCAACAACAUAAUCUCCCGCACCACCGAUGGUGUUUUUGAAGGUGUGGCCAUUGGUGGGGACAGAUACCCAGGCUCGGUGUUUACCGACCAUGUUCUCCGCUACCAUGACAGUCCUGGAGUAAAGAUGAUUGUUGUACUGGGAGAGAUUGGAGGCACAGAGGAGUACAAGAUCUGCCAGGCUAUUAAACAGGGCAGGAUCACAAAGCCAGUGGUGUGCUGGUGUAUUGGCACCUGUGCCACUAUGUUCUCGUCAGAGGUUCAGUUCGGCCACGCAGGAGCCUGUGCCAACCAGGCCUCUGAGACAGCAGUAGCUAAGAACAAUGCUCUGAAGGAGGCUGGUGCCUUUGUCCCCAAGAGCUUUGAUGAGCUGGGAGAGAUCAUCAAAUCUGUUUAUGAUGACCUUGUUGCCAAAGGAGUUAUCCAGCCAGCCGAAGAGAUGCCUCCUCCCACUGUGCCAAUGGAUUACUCUUGGGCACGAGAGCUGGGUCUGAUUCGUAAACCUGCUUCCUUCAUGACCAGUAUCUGUGACGAGAGGGGUCAGGAGCUCAUCUACGCAGGCAUGCCCAUCACUGAGGUCUUCAAGUCGGAAAUAGGCCUGGGAGGAACUCUGGGGCUUCUCUGGUUCCAGAGGAGGUUGCCGAGGUAUGCCUGCCAGUUCAUCGAGAUGUGCCUGAUGGUGACUGCUGAUCACGGCCCUGCUGUUUCUGGUGCCCACAACACCAUUGUCUGUGCUCGAGCUGGCAAAGAUCUCAUCUCCAGCCUCACCUCUGGCCUCCUCACCAUCGGUGACCGCUUUGGAGGUGCUCUGGAUGCUGCAGCAAAGCAGUUCAGCAAGGCAUUUGAUAGUGGCUUGCUGCCCAUGGAGUUUGUCAACAAGAUGAAGAAAGACGGCAAGCUGAUCAUGGGCAUUGGACACAGAGUCAAGUCAAUUAACAAUCCAGACAUGAGAGUCCAGAUCCUGAAGGACUUUGUGAAGCAGCACUUCCCCUCCACCCAGCUGCUGGACUACGCUCUAGAUGUAGAGAAGAUCACCACAUCCAAAAAACCCAACUUAAUCCUGAAUGUGGAUGGUUUCAUCGGUGUGGCCUUUGUGGACUUGCUCAGGACUUGUGGUGGUUUUACACGGGAUGAAGCUGAUGAGUUUGUGGAAAUUGGAGCUCUGAAUGGCAUCUUUGUCCUGGGACGCAGCAUGGGAUUUAUUGGACACUACCUGGAUCAGAAGAGACUGAAGCAGGGUCUGUAUCGCCACCCCUGGGAUGACAUCUCCUAUGUGCUCCCAGAACACAUGUCCAUGUAAUCAGAGGUUACUAGACUAACCCAGAGUGUCAGCCCUCAUACUGCUGCUCACUCCAGCCAUCAAUUCCGCGCCCAUACUGUGAUCUGUGACCCCCGAAGCAGUGGCAUAAUAUAAAGUUGCUAUUAAUAUAGCUGCAAAUUGCAAAUAUUGAAAAGAAGACUUUUAAGAGUAUGUUUUAGUUUUGGAAACCUGUUAGUGCUGCAGCUCUGUGAAUAUUCUACUACUCGCAGACUAUUGUGUCUCUGUGCAGCUCUCUUCAUUGUGCCACUUGAGAAUCAUCAGCUUGCUACAAGGGGUGAACAUGUAGUGCAAUAAUGCCUAUAAUAUGAGAACAUACUGUAGAUCAGAGCUUUAUUUAUGUAUAGGUGUAUUGAUGGUGAAAACUAAAUGAUACAAUGUUAUGUUAUAAUUUUGAAUUUUCUCUAAUGUUUUUGACACAGUGGCCAAAAUGAAACAUUAGUCUGCUUAAAGUGGCAAACGGGACCAUUUUACGAGUCAUUCCUGAAGCUGUUGUGCCCAGGAAAUAUUCUUUCUCUGGUGGAAAAUGUGGGAGUAUUUUCUAAAAGGGUUUAAAUGGAAGUUGAGUGUUGUUAGUCAUAAGAACAAAAAAAUAAAUAUGGAAUUGUGAUGUUUUGUCUUAAUGCAGUUAUUAAAGUAUAUUAGGGCAUUUUUGCCAUAAGCUCCAGGAUGCAGUUACACUACCAUCUUCUAUGAGAAGAUAGCUAUGAAAAAGUGUUAACAUGAAUGCACUAAUCCCAUUACAAUAAGAUUAAUUAUUAUUAGAAUAUUUCUGUGUCACAACUAGACAGCAAAUAAUUUUAGCUGGUAAAUGCCAUUUUAUAUUUUCACGUAUAUUUUCACAUCAUUCAUAUGUAAGGCAUAUUAGUCUUCAUAUUUUUUUUAAAUUGAGAUUGUUGCAUCCUGCUGUUUCAUUUCUCUGUUAAAGUAGGAUAUUUAAAGGUCAUUACAUACCCAAUGUUGAACAUGUUGCUCCACCUAUUACUCACUGACUUUUUUUAUUUGAACAAAAUCAAUUACUAUGACAGACAGCAUACCUUAGGAAAUUUGACACACCUUUCAAUAGAGAGAAACUGUAUGUCUGCUCAUAAUCAUUAGACUCUGAAUGCAGUACAAAACUCUCUCCUUCAAUUUUCUAUGAAAUUAAAGACAAUUUUACAUUUUCCCACAAUUUAUGAGGUCCAAAAUAAAAUGUGUGGCAGCCAUCGCCAGUGUCAUCGUUUAUGUGAAUGUUACAAAACUGUGGAAAAAUUCUUUGGACAACCAGACAUCUCAUGCAAUGUUUGUUUUUAACUGUUUAAAUGUGAACUGAACGUGCCUCUGUACUGAUUUGUUGUUUGUUGACAAUGGUGUAAUUGAGUAAAAUAAAAUGUAAUUAAUGUAAUAAUA
Molecule: messenger RNA, 4832 nt
Organism: Siniperca chuatsi (mandarin fish)
Lineage: Eukaryota; Metazoa; Chordata; Actinopteri; Centrarchiformes; Sinipercidae
Gene: aclya
Product: ATP citrate lyase a
Exons: 28
Coding region: 147-3425 (1092 amino acids)
Biological process (GO): tricarboxylic acid cycle; fatty acid biosynthetic process; acetyl-CoA biosynthetic process
Cellular component (GO): cytosol
Molecular function (GO): ATP citrate synthase activity
Source: RefSeq, a predicted model, not a curated record